AUGAGUGCUUUAAAUUUGGAUCGUUUGGCGGGAUUUUAUGAUAAAAAGGACUGGCAAAGUUGCAAAAAGGAGCUUGUCAACUUGAAAUUGGGUUUGGCAAAAGAGAAUCUGUUCCUACCUACCAGUAAUAGAGAGAAGAGUAUCUUUGCAAGAAAUGUGUUCGAAUAUGGUGUACUAGUAUCGAUUCAGACGUCAGAUAUUGAGGCAUUUGCACGUUAUGCCAGUCAGGUCGUUCCCUUUUAUCAUGAUUCGGCUCUUGCUCCUUCCCCAAGAAUGGGUAUGGUGACUGCACUCAACCUUUUGUAUUUGCUUUCGGACAACCGCAUUGCAGAAUUCCAUACUGCCCUUGAAUCUGUGCCAGAAAAGUCAUUAUUUGAAAAAGAUGCACACGUCGUAUGGGUCAUGUCGUUGGAACAGAAUGUAAUGGAAGGCGCCUUUGACAAGGUCGCAUCGAUGAUCCAUUCUUGCGCAUUCCCUGAAUUCAGUUAUUUUAUGAAGAUCGUCAUGACUAUGGUCCGUAAUGAAAUUGCAUCCUGCGCUGAAAAAGUGUAUACCACGAUACCUGUUUCGAAUGCGACUAGCUUGUUGUAUCUUCCAAACGCAAAAGAGACCGAGGCUCUGGCUGCAGAACGUGGAUGGAUCAUAAAAGAGGGCAUACUUCAUUUCCCUAGUGAAAGCAGCACUGUUGAUAAUGAAGAUGCCAUGAUGUUGGAUGAAGAUCAGCAAUUAGAGCUUCCUCCUACAGCAGACAAACAUACCAUCCAAAGUGUUCGCCAGCUUUUGCAGUACGCAGCAGAGAUGGAACAAAUUGUUUAA
This is a messenger RNA of Schizosaccharomyces osmophilus, 816 nucleotides long. RefSeq names its product 19S proteasome regulatory subunit Rpn12 (gene rpn12). The transcript has 2 exons. Gene Ontology annotation, biological process: proteasome-mediated ubiquitin-dependent protein catabolic process. Gene Ontology annotation, cellular component: nucleus; cytosol; proteasome regulatory particle, lid subcomplex. The coding region runs from base 1 to 816 and encodes 271 amino acids. The record is from RefSeq and is a predicted model, not a curated record. NCBI's taxonomy places the organism in Eukaryota, Fungi, Ascomycota, Schizosaccharomycetes, Schizosaccharomycetales, Schizosaccharomycetaceae.